AUGACUACUGGUUCCCGGGUAGAUUUUAAGCAUAGGACUAUCGAUGCCAAACUACACGAUGCCACACCGAUUGACUUUGAACUUGCGAAAACGGAGCGUGAGGGGAAUAAGCCGAUUAUUCGCCCAUACCGGACAGGAGAUGGCGUUUUAGGGGUCACUGACUUGUUCUUCGAUACUCUAUCGACGUUGAAUCUUGUUGUUGGCUCGCUAUUUGCAAUUCGGGUCACCUUAUUUGAGGAUGCCACUAUCAUCGCCUUCAAAUUCUCGCACUUUUUCGUGGACGGGCAGGGAUGCUACGAUAUCGUCCGUCAGUACAACGACUCACUUUGGGGAAAGGAGUUACCCAAAGGAGUACCCCCGCCCGGGAUCGAUAAGAAGCUUUCGGAAAUGAUAACUGGAGAAGAUACAACUCUAGUAGACCCUCCUGAAGCUGGAGGCUGGGAAUAUAUCCGUAAUUGGUGCCAAGUUGGCCUCGCGGGUUUUGCCAGGAUCAUUGCUCAGGGAAUUUACCAGGACUAUGCUGCGAAGUUCGGGUUGACUGAACCCGGGGUCGAGAAGCAUAUAUACCUACCACCGAGGUUUAUCUCGGCACUUCAAGAUUCAUGUCAGAGAGAGAUUGACGACUUGGCAAAGGAAACGGGGGAACAAGUUAGGCUUUCAAAAAUGGAUAUUGUCAAUGCUUGGUGGACAAAAAGAAUCUAUAGUUCUUUCAGAGAUUCGCUGUUCCUGUCAAUGGGAUAUGCCUUCAACUUCGGCGAUAGAAUCCAGAAGGAUCCGAGCGAGAAGUAUUUCCAAGGUCAUUACUUCGGGCUUUAUGUCCCACUAGGUACCGUUGGCGAAAUGAAAACCCAGUCGUUGGCCCAGGUGGCUCUCAGGAUUCGCAAGCACGUUGCUAUGGCGAAACAGCCUAGUGUCAUUAAGGACAAUCUAGAGUACUUGGAAUCGAUCCAAGGGCAAAAGGUUAUCCCACUCCCAAAGGAUGGGGAUAGCGAAGGUGCACCCUUAUUCUCGAGUUGGAACAAAUUCUCUUUUGAGAAAUUGGAUUUUAGUCCGGCGCUGGAAGCGGGUUCAGGUACAGGGAAAGUAUUAUUCAACAACUCUCGAAUUGUUCUUCCGUUGAAUAUCUUCUGGAAGCCAAAACUGUUGUUCUUCAAUGAUUCAGAUGGUGGAAUUUGGUGCCAAUCUAUGCAACUACCAAGUCAUUGGAAAGGCUUCGAAGACAUCAAUGAGUACGAGCGACCGACUACAUAA
Messenger RNA from Orbilia oligospora ATCC 24927, 1251 nucleotides. RefSeq lists its product as uncharacterized. The transcript has 2 exons. The coding region runs from base 1 to 1251 and encodes 416 amino acids. NCBI's taxonomy places the organism in Eukaryota, Fungi, Ascomycota, Orbiliomycetes, Orbiliales, Orbiliaceae. The record is from RefSeq and is a predicted model, not a curated record.